Vanessa atalanta (red admiral) is the source of this 468-nucleotide messenger RNA. Its product is annotated as chorion class CA protein ERA.1-like. Gene Ontology annotation, cellular component: egg chorion. The record is from RefSeq and is a predicted model, not a curated record. Gene Ontology annotation, molecular function: structural constituent of egg chorion. Gene Ontology annotation, biological process: chorion-containing eggshell formation; multicellular organism development. The transcript is spliced from 2 exons. The coding region runs from base 35 to 397 and encodes 120 amino acids. NCBI's taxonomy places the organism in Eukaryota, Metazoa, Arthropoda, Insecta, Lepidoptera, Nymphalidae.
AUCAUUCUAUUUACAAUACACUGAAAAUACAAUCAUGUCUUCCUUUACUAUCUUUUUAAUUUGCGUCCAAGCUUUCUUGAUUCAUAACGCAUACAGCCAGUGCCUUGGCCCAGCUGGGUUGGUAGGAUAUGGACCAGGUAUAGCUCCUGGUGCGUAUGGCUAUGGACCAGGAUAUUAUGGUGCACCUGCCAUCGAAGUAGCGCCUGGAUACGGGGGUACUGGUGUUGGUGAUGUCGCAGUCGCUGGUGAAAUGCCUGUCGCUGGUACCACACUUGUCGCUGGACAGGUACCGAUCCUUGGUGCUGUCCGCUUUGCUGGUGAUCUGCCAGCAGCUGGAACCGUUACUAUCUCUGGUAGCUGCGGCUGCGGAUGCGGUAGCCCUGCCUAUAUUUACUAAAUAGAAAGUUACGUUUCUCUGUUACGUACUGUUAUAGUAAAUAAAUUAAAUAUAAGGAAGAUAUAUAUAAC